This is a messenger RNA of Mesocestoides corti, 3372 nucleotides long. Lineage: Eukaryota; Metazoa; Platyhelminthes; Cestoda; Cyclophyllidea; Mesocestoididae. The record is from the annotation of a GenBank genome assembly.
AUGGCCUUUCCAGUGGGCCUAGCCACUACGUCCCUGCGCGUGGCUCCACAUGGAAAAUGCCCCGACCUCAGUGACUUUGUUUCCGUGUGUCUGGUGAUGGAGUCGAAAGAUGACUCCUUUCGCCCCCUCCAAACAUUCAUCCAGACAGAUGGCAACAACUGCGCUGAGUCGAUCACCAAUUGCGAGAUCAAUGAGGGUCACGGAGAAUCCACUGCCACCAUCCCACCUGCCUCCCUCAUCCCUGCCCGUUUUCGAUGCAGCAUCCUUGAUGAAUUUGGUAGGGUAGCUUACAGCAAUGGCCUAGAUAUACUUAAGUCCCCGGGUGGAUUACCCUAUGGUUUAUGCCCCUCAAAUGUUCCUGGGCACUUGUUUUUAGAAACCGAACGGUACCAUUUAGUCGGACCGAAAAUGGGCCUCGGAUUUUGUCGUUUCGUCGAGCGAUCGCGACUCUACCCUCAUUUGAAGAAGCCGGAUAGCGAGAUCUCAUCCCAAAAGGGUUACCCAUCUCACAAUUUAAUACCCAUUUCCACCACGUCGUCGACCAAUGACAAUGAACCUAUCGACAGUCGCCUUAUUGGGCCUGGUGAUCGCUUGAGCCUAUUUGUGGAGGUAAGCUUAGCUCUCAGCUAUCCUUCUUCCACUGAUCGAAUAUUCUGGAUCGAAGAGGAGAUCUACGCCUCGCCCGAAGCCAUUUCUCCUGGCGUUAAUUCUGUGGACGACUAUGAUGGUUCUCGGUUAAAUUUUUCGGAGUUACUAUCCUCAAUGGAACUAAAAAGUGACCUUGAACGCCUGCUUCAAUCGGGCCGCCUGGCCGACAUCAAGGUUGUGGUCGUCAAUGCAAUAACACAGAAAAGCUGGGAUAGAACCGCAAUUGUAGAUAUUCAUGGGUUGUUCCCGGAGCCCGUAGCUUGUCGGUGCAGUGAUUGCGAGACGAUGACAGAGUUGUUUCCUGCGGUUCCUGCCCACAAGGCGAUCCUGGCGGCCUCCUCUCCAAAGCUCCUCAAAAUAUUCUUUUCCAAAAGUGACUCUCUUCACAAAAAUAUCGAUGUGCUCGUUUUCCGCGGGACUGGUCUUUCUGCGGACAUCGCUCCCGUCUUCCUUCGUUGUGUGUAUGUUCGCCGACUGGACAAGCGAGUAACACAUCUGCAACUCGUGUCACUCCUCCGAUUGGCUUCAACGCUUGAAAUGCCUGAUCUCUGGAAGAUCGUUGAGCAGAGGUUGAUGGGAAUUCUGACGCCAGCAAACGUGUGUCCGCUUCUGGCCACAGCUUCGGAUCUGAAUGCUCCACUUCUGGUUGACGCCUGCUUGUCUUACAUUUUCUGGUGCACCCCAACAAGUAAUUGCAUUCUUUCUGACGAGGUCUCAGCUGUCCAGAUCACGUAUCAUCAGGUAAUGAUUACGCCCAUUUUGAAACUCACUAACAAUAUGGAUUCGGUGAUGAAGUCAGACGGUUACCAAUGCAUCUGCAUGAAGCGCCCAGACUUGCUAUGUCUUCUCUUCCGUCGGAUAACUUUAAUCAGAAGUAUUAAUUUGAACUCUCCGUCCCCACCUCCUCCUCUCGCCACUUUGGCUCUUGACCAAAUUCUGGGUCUCCGUCCAAGUCAGUCCAACUUCGGUUCCUGGGACGCCUAUGAGUCAGAGAAUAAUGUCUACCCAUUUGAUUCACCAGCGAUGGAUCCUGCCGGCCGGACUCCUGCACCGCCACUCCGAACAACUAGCACAGCUUCUAGCAGCGGUGCUUCGAGUGUUGGUGUCAGCGGAAUGGGUUGUGAUGGUGGUGGACUAGUAAACCUUUUCUCGAAACCCCUACCUCCAACACCUGGUAGUGAGCGACGUGAUAGACGAAGCAAAAGGAACAAGCACAGUGGAAGCUUAGGACCUCCGCCUCCCUCACUGAAUAUUUCCUUUCCCAUGAAAGUGCACCAUGAAGUCCAUGUUACUGUCGACCCAAUUAGUGGCGAAUUCACGGGUAUGCCGGCAGAAUGGGCUGCAAUGCUUCGACGAGCUGGUAUCUCCGUGCGUGAACAGCAGCAACAUAUGGAGUUGCUUUGUAAUGCACUAGAAAUUUGUACAAUUGAAAAAUCAACUGGAACUGUCAAAUAUAUGAACGACCUUUCCAACCAUACUAGUGAGUUGUUUAGCACCAGAAUUCCUUCUCACUUUAUUUCUGCGUUCAUGUUUCCAGACGAAAUACCCCAUGCCUCCACUCUUCCCCGACGAACUACGUCCGCUUCAGCUGUGCCUCCCGUCUCCUCUGCCUACAUGACAGACAACCGCCUUUGUUUUCCACCACCACCCCCAUCCACCGUCCUCUUGCAGCCCCCUUCCCCUCAUGCCACCCGCCGGAAGUUUCCCACUCCCCCUUUGGAUGUCGACCACUGUCAGAGUCCACCGACCCUCGCUCGCCUCCGCCAGGCCGGUACAAGUUCAACUUCGCCUUCCGGCUCGUCCACGCCUACCCCAAGACGCGGGAUACCUCCCAACCAGCGACCCCCACCUGUGGCCUCCCGGCCUGAACAGACGAAGUCAAUCUACACCAUUCCCAUUGAUGCUGUGGAGACUCCAAAGUCCCAGCUGCAUCAAUGUCAGCUUCACAAGACUUGCACGCAAAAGCCGGCUCGAUCUUCUGACUGCCAUCCUUCCCAUAAACCCGAGGUCAGGGACAAGGGGAACCGCUGUCGUCAUUCCCCGCUCCCCCACAAGGUCGCCACAGCUCCUGCUGACCUCACGAAGUCCUCCACGUCGACCAAAACCCACAUUAAUAAGCACCACCACCACAAUCACGACGGGGACCAUAAAGCGAUUUUGGCUAAGAUGAAGUCCAAAAUGACCGACGAUGAGGUCUAUGCCAAUCUUAGGCUGCUGGUCAGUGAAGGCAGCCCCAACGACAAAUAUCGCAAGCUGGAGAAAAUUGGUCAGGGUGCGACGGGUAUUGUAAGCCUGGGUGUGGAAAUUGCGACAGGUCAUCGAGUGGCGAUCAAGCAGAUGAAUCUGAAGCUGCAACCCAAGAAGGAGCUCAUUGUGAACGAGAUCUUCGUGAUGAAAGGCAACAAACACCUUAACGUGGUCAAUUACUUGGACUCUUACUUGGUUGAGGCGGACGAGCUGUGGGUCGUCAUGGAGUACCUCGAUGGUGGGUCUCUCACCGAGGUCGUCACUGAGACCUUAAUGGACGAAGGACAAAUCUCAACAGUCUGUCGAGAGGCCCUCUACCUGAUUGCCACAAACGGGAAGCCGGAGAUCAAGGACGCGGAGAAGCUGAGCUCCGACUUUCGCGACUUCCUCGACUGCUGCCUCGAGGUGGACGUUGAGAAACGCUCCACUGCUCACGACCUUCUCAAGGUAAGGAAACCUGUCUUUCUUCUUUGCUGA